Molecule: messenger RNA, 3383 nt
Organism: Oryzias latipes (Japanese medaka)
Lineage: Eukaryota; Metazoa; Chordata; Actinopteri; Beloniformes; Adrianichthyidae
Product: pannexin-1
Biological process (GO): monoatomic cation transport; positive regulation of interleukin-1 production; cell-cell signaling
Cellular component (GO): plasma membrane
Molecular function (GO): wide pore channel activity
Source: RefSeq, a predicted model, not a curated record
AUGUGAGGUGAAGAUGGCAGCUAUACAUAAGGGUGUACACAACACCUUUAACAGUAAAAAAAACACACACACAAAAACCACAUAAAUGAUCUGAGAUGCCCACAUCCACAACAAAGGUCCCAGUAGCCAUCAGGCCAUGAGUGAUGAAAUCAUUCAGAGUGUGACCCCUGUUGUGGAGGGAACAUUGACAUGUCGUGUAAAAUCCAAGGCUGUUAAAAUGUUUAAAAAGUCUUGGACACACAAAUCGGAUGGAUCGUCCACAUGUGGGUUCAAAUUGGCCGAAAUAAAUACAAUACUAAAAUAUAUAUGUGAGAAAUUGAAAGCAGCUCUGCAACAGAGUUACGUUUUGGGGGUCUGUUUACUAUCAAACACAACACAGUAGGGUUAUUAAAAAUGAUUACCUGAUAUUCAAAACACGUGCAUUUAUUAAAAGCUGUCUUUACAGCCAAGACAAGCAGACAGGGUUAAAGCAACCCCCCCUUCCCAUUCCUUGUCUGUGAAGUUGGUUAAGUUAAAGUUUUUAGAGUUGAUUCUGUUUGCCUCUUUGAAAGACAGAGUUUGUGCGUUUUGUUUUUCUUUUUAAAUAUAUUUUUUAAAUUAAUGUCAGCAGCUACCUUCAUUCACUGCAUCCAUAGACCAAAGAGGAGAUUUAUGGAUGCAGAGAACGAAGACAUGAAGGUAGCAGGUGUAAGAGGAGAUGGAGGAAGGCUAUCUGCUGUGGUGACCCUCAAAGGGAAAAGAAGAUUAUUUCUUAUUUAUUAACUUUCUGUUGUCUGUUUUUUGUCUAUUACAGGUGGAUGAGUUUAAACGCCUUAGACUGUAAAAUAAAAAGCAUCCCUGACAGUAUUAUUUUGCAGCCAGCUAGGGACUUUUCUGCUUUCUAUCUUUUUUUUAGCUGUGUCUCUCACUGAUGUGCCUUUUAAACGUUUAUUCUUCAAAUCAGGUAAAAACUUUAGUUCACAGAAACGGGUCAACUGCGCCCUCUAGCGGCCAUCAGCGCUUCAGUACCGGGACAGCGGCAGGUUCAUGCCGGCCGGGAGCUAGUAAACAAAGACCGUCCGGGUCGUUAAGUCCGAGCUUCCCGCGUUAUCAUAAUUUCUCCCCCGGUUGCAGUUCUUGAAGAACCCUCCCUCCUCUCAGAAGGAGCUGCUCCGCUCUUCCACCCGUGAGGCGGCUCCGCGCUUUGUUCCGCCAUGGCGAUCGCCACCGUGGCCACAGAGUACGUGUUCUCCGACUUUCUGCUGAAGGAUGCCGCCGAACCCAAAUACAAGGGGGUGCGGCUGGAGCUGGCACUGGACAAGAUCGUGUCGUUUCUGGCGGUGGGGCUGCCGUUGUUUCUCAUCUCGCUGGCUUUCGCGCAGGAGGUUUCCGUGGGGACCCAGAUCAGCUGCUUUGCUCCCACUAACUUCUCCUGGAGACAGGCGGCAUAUGUGGACUCCUUCUGUUGGGCAGCGGUACAGCAACAAUCGAACAGCUCGCCCCUGUGGCUGCACAAGUUCUUUCCAUACGUCCUGCUCCUGCUGGCCAUCCUCAUGUACAUUCCUGCCUUACUGUGGCGCUUCACAGCUGCUCCACAUCUGUCCUCUGACCUUAGCUUCAUCAUGGAGGAGCUGGACCGCUUUUAUAACCGUGCCAUCAGACUAGCCAGGAAUCUGGCAUCUUUGGAUGGCAAGGCUGCAAGUGAGGACUCGCAGAGUGCUCUGGAUUUGGCUGAAGGCUGCUUUAAAUACCCUCUGGUGGAGCAGUACCUGAAGACCAAACGCUUCUCUCGCAGCCUAGUGGUUAAGUACCUGGCUUGCCGGGGCCUGACUCUUCUCAUUCUCCUGUUGGCGUGCAUCUUCCUGGCCUACUACAUCCUGCUGGCUUCUCUCACUGAUGAGUUUCCUUGUGACCUGCGGACAGGAGUGCUGCAGAACGACAGCAUGGUGCCAUCUGCUGUGCAGUGCAAGCUAGUAGCGGUGGGUGUGUUUCGGCUGCUGAGCUACAUAAACCUGGCGGUGUACGUGCUUCUGGCUCCAUUGGUGGUGUACGCUGCCCUGGGACCUGCACGACAGAGCUCCAGCUUCCUUCAGCCUUAUGAGAUGCUGCCUGGAUUCGGGGCUUUAGGUGUGAUCACGCCGGUCUACAACGACCUCAGCAUUUAUCUGCUGUUCCUGCAGGAGAACCUGAGUGAGCUGAAGUCCUUCAAGUGUUUGAAAGUAUUGGAGUUGCUGCAGCAAGCUGGUGAUGAAGGCUUCGACGCCAUGUGCCUGCUGCAAACUCUGGGUCAGGUGAAGACCGACGUGUUAGACAAUAAGAAGACAAGUUUACGCAAAGAAACAGAUAAAGAUGUGGAAUAACUGAACUCAAGUAUGGACCAGCUUUAGGUUUCCUACUGAAGGCUUUGCGGUUUUCAAUAAUUGGUGCUUUAGUUAAAGAGACCUUCUGUUUUUACUCAGAUCAUGAAAUCUAAACUCUGAACAUUUGGAAAAAAAAUAAGCUGGUUAAUGCACUGCAAGAAACGAGAAAUUGUUUGAAAUUAAAAAAAAAAAAUGACAUCAUUCUUUUCUAACAGCUGAUGUGUGUAGACUAUUGUCGCUGAACUUUUAUCUCAUCUGUUGUUGAGUUAGGCUGAGCAUUUGAUGUACUCUUUUCUUGAUCAUUUACUUAAAACAAUAGAUCUUCCUCCUCUGCAUCAAAUGUGGUUCUCCCUCUUAUCAGGAGAAGUUGGUACAAAGCCAAUAGUAAUGAAAAGUCAUAGCCAGAAAGAUCUUUGUUCUUGGAGUCUACAUGAAGAAUACAGUUCUUUCUGCUUGUAUUGGAUGAGUCUGUACCUACUCUGUGAUGGAAAAGGAGGAGAACUUUUGCACGUAUUUGUAUCUGAUAUGCUGGAUGGAUGUGAUCAAUUCUGUCUUAAUUUGGGUACACUUUUUACAGUGUAGUUUGACCUUUUUAAAGUUUGCAUUUGAAAACUCAGCUGAUAUAUGUGGUCUAAAGAGACUGGCUGUAAAGUGCACACUUUGUAUCUUAACUCUUUUUUACUGGGUUUAAGUUCUUAUGUUUCUGUAUAUUUUUAUGGUUCGCACUACAAAAGCAUUUUGGACUUAUUUUUAGGUUUAGAUAUCCUUAAGAAGGAAAGCAUCUCAAAUCAAGUAGUUUCUAUCUAAAGUAAGCUUCGAACAAACAAGCACUUCAAACUAGUAGCAUUAAUGGUAAAAGUAGAUGUUAAAAAAACUUGUAUCUUAAUGUAUGAAUUUGUGUGUUUUAGUUGUGUUACUGUGGCUUUUUCUGAUUUUCUUUACAUACAUUUUGCCUGAACUUUACUUAAUUCCUGCUCUUUGAAACCAUGAAAAUGAGUUGCACGCAAACAACUUAAAUUAAAAUGCAAGGGUUAUGUAAGGAAA